Portunus trituberculatus (swimming crab) is the source of this 6868-nucleotide messenger RNA. RefSeq names its product cytoplasmic FMR1-interacting protein-like (gene Sra-1). Bases 535 to 5211 code for a protein of 1558 amino acids. The record is from RefSeq and is a predicted model, not a curated record. Gene Ontology annotation, molecular function: small GTPase binding; RNA 7-methylguanosine cap binding. Lineage: Eukaryota; Metazoa; Arthropoda; Malacostraca; Decapoda; Portunidae. Gene Ontology annotation, biological process: regulation of translation; axon guidance; cell projection assembly. The transcript has 28 exons. Gene Ontology annotation, cellular component: neuron projection; SCAR complex; synapse.
UGAAUUACACCCACAGGUACGGUUCUUUUUCCCAAUAGUGAUACAUAAGUGAAGGAUGGAAUGUACGAUAUAUGAGUCACACCUGCCAGUCACCACGGAGCUGAAUGUGUACUAUUGAGUAUCGCUUUGCUGACACGUGGGAGAGAGUGAAGAAACUCCUCCCGGCAAAAUAGCAACAUAACUUGUGUUUGCUGUGUGUGCAUCUAGUGAGCGGGUGCAUGGCGUGUCUCCAGACGCUGAUAAGGAGACGUGAUGCAGUGGGGUUCCGGAACGCGUGUGAUGGCUGUGUAGGUUAAAGGAAGUAUUAGAUGAAUGCAAGCUUACUGUUAGUCCAUCUACAGAUUCAGUGAACAGUAGUAAGUUAAAUGCAGUGAUCCGAGUCGUACGCUGCCUGAGCCACGGGGGACUGUGACGGGCGGGAUGGAGACCUGUGUGCCACGGGGUUUGAAGUGCGCUGCAUGUGCGUGAAGGUUGCGCAGGGCCGGUGGUGAGUGCAUUACAAUACGGCGAGAGAAGUGAAAGACAUCCUCAACUAUGGCUGAUUUGCCUCCACCGCCUCCACCACCUCCAGAAGAUUAUGAUCUGGAUGACGGCCUGCCACCGCCUCCACCGCCCCCACCUGAUUAUGACGACGACCUCCCGCCGCCGCCGCCGCCUCCACCUCUCUCUCUACCCUCCGUCUGCCCCGAGGAGCCGCUGCCGCCACCCGAACCGGAUUAUGAUCUCUGUGAUUCUCCUUUGAGUGGUUUCCAGCUGCAGGUGAACCAUGGUGUGGAGAACCUGCCCCCUCCACCCCCACCCGAUCCCCACGACGCGGUGGUGGGGAUGGACGACUUCAGUGAACUCAACAUUUACAACGAUUUUCAGCAACAGGACCACAAAAAGAGGAGUAUUAAAAGCCGCCACUCCAGUCACAGCUCCUCAAACUCAACCAUGGUGGGGGCCAGUAGCAGCAGUCGGUUGAGCAUGGGCAGCGCCAGCAGCAUGGGGCUAUGGAGCCAAGGAUCCGACACACCCACCAGGUCACUCCCUCGCAGGGCGUCUUCAGCGUCAGUGGCAGCGUAUACUGAACCCUUCAUGCUGACGGACGACGUGCAGGGCAGUCUGUACGGCACUAUGAGCAAGGCGUCCAGGCAGCACAGGGAUCGCCACCACAAGCAGCAGUCAGUGAACCCGUACGGCACAGUCCGUCGUCAGCCUGGCCAGCACUCCACCCACGACACCAUGUACGCCACACACAAGCGGGAGAAACACGCCAAGCACCGCCCCAGUUUGUCAAGGUCAUCUGUAACAUCUGUAACAUCCACCUCUAUCACGUCGGGUCUUCCUUCUGUUUUCGACGACCCCCCGCGGCCUGUCCCCACCGAGCGCCCCAUCCUGGAGAGGCUAAAGUACGCGCCCGGGGUGGACAUCAGCGGCAGUAGCAACAUGUCUGGAGAACGUGUGACCAUCAGUGAUGCCCUGAGCAAUGUGGAUGUGCUGGAUGACCUACCUCUGCCGGACCAGCAGCCGGUCAUCGAGGCACAACCAUGCUCGGUCGUCUACAUCGCCAACUUCGAUACGAAUUUCGAGGACCGCAUGGCCUACGUGACGGGCGUGGCCAAGUACAUGGAGGAGGCAGCCACUCACGCUGAGCUGAACAAACUACUGGAGGAGGGAGAGCAGCAUGCUGUGAUGCUGUACACGUGGCGGUGCUGCUCCAGGGCCAUCCCGCAGCCCAAGUCCAACGAGCAGCCCAACCGUGUGGAGAUCUAUGAGAAGACUGUGCGGGUCCUCUCCGAUGAAGUGAAGAAGCUUACCAAGUUCAUGAAUUUCCAGCGUAAGGCCAUUGACGUGUUCUGCACUCAAGUGAAGCGGCUGUGUCACCAGGAGAAGAGGAAGGACUUUGUGUCGGAGGCCUACCUGCUCACCCUGGGGAAGUUCAUCAACAUGUUUGCUGUGUUGGAUGAACUCAAGAACAUGAAGUCUAGUGUCAAAAAUGAUUACUCCACCUACAGGAGAGCUGCUCAAUUCCUGAAGGUGAUGAGUGACACCCAGAGCCUGCAAGAGUCCCAGAAUCUCUCCAUGUUCCUGGCCACACAGAACAAGAUCCGGGACACACUCAAGGAGAAGCUCACUGCAAUACCCUCCUAUGAAGACCUUCUGUGUGACGUGGUGAACAUCUCCAUGCACAUGUUUGAGAACCGAAUGUACCUCACGCCCAAGGAGAAGCACAUGCUUGUCAAGGUGAUGGGCUUUGGCCUCUUCCUAGUGGACUCAGAAAUCUGCAACAUCAACAAGCUGGACCAGAAGAAGAAGAUCAAGCUGGAUAAGAUUGACAAAAUUUUCAAGAACCUGGAGGUGGUGCCACUGUUUGGAGACAUGCAGAUAGCUCCCUUCAACUACAUCAAGCGCAGCAAGAACUUUGACUCCAAGAUGUGGCCAAUGUGCAGUGCCUCCUCCAUCAGUCCCCAGGCAGACCUCAUGUGCCACCUUCCUCGCAUCAGAGACGAACACAUCAAGUACAUCUCGGAGCUGGCCCGGUACAGCAACGAGGUCAUCACCACGUUCAAGGAGACAGCGAGGACAGAUGCCGAAAACAAGGACAUCGCAGAUCUGGCUCUCCGUGGGCUGCAGUUCCUGAGUGAGUGGACCAGCGUGGUGACGGAACUGUACUCCUGGAAGCUGCUCCACCCCACCGAUCACCAUUCCAACAACCACUGCCCUGCUGAUGCUGAGGAGUAUGAGAGGGCAACCCGCUACAACUACACCAACGAGGAGAAAUUUGCGCUGAUUGAGGUCAUCGCCAUGAUCAAGGGACUGCAGGUGCUGAUGGCUCGCAUGGAGGUCGUCUUCCUUGACUCCAUCCGACGCAACAUCUACCAGGAGCUGCAGGACUUUGUGCAGCUCACUCUCAGGGACCCUCUACGCAAGGCCAUCAAGAACAAGAAGGAGCUGCUUAGGACGAUCCUAGUGUCAGUGCGGGAGACCUCUGCUGACUGGCUGAAGGGUGUGGAGCCCCCUGAGGAUCCUGCUCUGAAGGGCAAGAAGGAUCCUGACAAUGGCUUUGAGAUUAAGGUCAUGAGGAGGAAUGUGGGUCCAUCAUCCACCCAGCUGUACAUGGUGCGCACAAUGCUGGAGUCACUCAUCUCGGACAAGUCUGGCGGCAAGAAGACGCUGAGGAAAGAGCUGGAUGGUCAACACCUCUGCCAGAUCGAUGAAUUCCACAAGACCUCCUUCUUCUGGACCUACCUCAUCAACUUCAGUGAGACCUUACAGUAUUGCUGCGACCUGUCCCAGCUGUGGUACCGAGAGUUCUACCUGGAGAUGACCAUGGGACGCAGGAUACAGUUCCCCAUCGAGAUGUCAAUGCCCUGGAUCCUGACUGACCAUAUUCUACGCACCAAGGACGCUUCUAUGAUGGAGUGUGUGUUGUAUCCACUGGACCUGUAUAAUGACAGUGCCUACUACGCCCUCACCCAGUUCCGUAAGCAGUUCCUGUAUGAUGAGAUUGAGGCAGAGGUGAACCUGUGCUUUGACCAGUUUGUGUUCAAGCUAUCCGAGCAAGUGUUUGCCUACUACAAACAUCUGGCUGGCAGCAUUCUUCUGGACAAGCGUUUCCGCAGUGAGUGUAGCCAGCACAGCUUGAGGAUCCACUACCCUCCAGCCAACAGGUAUGAAACGCUCCUGAAGCAGAGGCAUGUUCAGCUCCUGGGUCGCAGCAUUGACCUUAACAAGUUGAUCUGCCAGCGCAUCAAUGCCUCCAUGCACAAAUCCCUGGAAGUAGCCAUUGCCCGCUUUGAAGGCGCAGACAUCACCUCAGUUGUGGAGCUGGAAGGCCUAAUUGAGGUGAACAAGCUGACCCAUAAGCUGUUGUCUCAGUUGCUGGUACUGGAUGACUUUGAUGCUCAGCUGCGGGAAGCCAACCACAACGUGCUGGCUCCCUACGGCAGGACCACACUGCAUGUCUUCUGGGAGCUGAACUAUGACUUUCUCCCCAACUACUGCUACAAUGCUGCCACGGGAAGGUUUGUGAAGGCUGUGGUGACAACAUUUGCUCAGCCGGUGCAGCGAGACAAGCCGCCCAACGUGGCGCCCUACAUGGCUUGGGGCAGCAAGGCACUCAAUGUUGCCUUUAAUACCAUCUUUAACCAAUAUUCAGGAUUCCUUGGGCCCCCACACUUGCGGUCCAUUGUGCGUGUGCUGGGCUACCAAGGCAUUGCUGUGGUCAUGCAGGAGCUUCUGGAGAUCAUCAAUUCCCUCAUCCAGGGCAACAUUCACCAGUUCACCAAGACUCUGCUACAAGCCAUGCCCAAAUUAUGCAAGCUGCCCAGAUAUGACUAUGGCUCCCCAGGUGUGCUGGGCUACUACCACGCCCAGCUCAAUGACAUCGUGCAGUACCCAGAUGCCCGAGCUGAUCUCUUCCACCAUUUCCGGGAGCUGGGGAAUGCCUUGCUCUUCUGCCUGUUGAUAGAGCAGUCCCUCACCCUGGAGGAAGUGUGUGACCUCCUACAGGCGGCUCCAUUCCAGAACAUCUUGCCUAAGCCAUUCUGUAAAGAGGGAGAAAAGCCUGAGACCAAACAGAAGAGGCUGGAAUCGAGGUAUGCUCCCCUGCAGAUCGUGGCCAACAUAGAGAGACUGGGCACAGCUAAGCAAGCAAUGAUAGCCCGGGAAGGGGACCUACUGACCAGAGAAAGGCUGUGUUGUGGUCUCUCUAUCUUUGAGGUCAUCCUCACCAGGAUCCAGGCCUUCCUGGAAGACGCCAUCUGGCACGGCUCCCCGCCUGCCAAUGGUGUCAUGAAUGUGGACGAAUGCACUGAGUUCCACCGGCUCUGGUCUGCCCUUCAGUUUGUGAUGUGCAUCCCUGUUGGUGCAAACAACUUCACUGUUGAGCAGCUGUUUGGUGAAGGUCUCAACUGGGCUGGCUGCUGCAUGAUUGUUCUCCUGGGCCAGCAGAGGAGAUUUGAGGCUCUUGACUUCUGCUACCACAUCCUGCGGGUCCAGAAGGUUGAUGGCAAGGAUGAACUCAUUAAGGGAAUUCAACUGAAACGGAUGGUGGACCGCAUCCGAAGAUUCCAGGUGCUCAACUCGCAGAUCUUCGCAGUCCUCAACAAGUACCUGAAGACCAGCGAUCCAGACAACCUCCCGGUGGAACAUGUGCGCUGCUUCCAGCCUCCCAUCCACCAGUCCCUUGCUAACCAGACCUACCAGCGGCCAGACCACCUACGCUGAGACACCCUUCUCCUCUCCCAGCCACUACCUCCCCGUCCUCCCCCUGAGGGUGCUGAGGGGAGAGGUGGUGCUAGGGGGUGUAAGGUGAAGCAGGUUCUCCCAAAGCUUGCUGGAUGCUAAGCCCCCUCCAGUGUGUUGUCUGGAGUGAGUGCACCAGGGGCUUGGUAGAGUACCCUGCUGGUGAUGUGAUCUCUGUGAGUCUGGCACUUACUUUAGUGUUUCUCCUGACACCAGACAUUUUUUUUGUCCUUGUGGCAGAUAUUGAGAUGUCUCUUCUUAAUUUGUCUGUCCUUACUUUUAUUUCUUGCUGUCAGUUAAUGGAAAACAGGCAGUAGAGGAGGUUAUUAAUGCUUGUUCACCAACAGGAAUGUGCUACUGGUAAACCGAUGUUGUCAAACCCAUUACAACUUUUUGUACAUAAUUGUAUUCUUUCUAUUUUUGAGAUUAUGAUACUUUAUGGUCUGUUGAAUCAGAACAUUGCAACAGCUGUUAUAUAUUGCAACCUGUGGGUAACAUCAUGCCAUGUGUGAGGAAGGUGUAAGACUGCCAGAUGAGCCAGUGUGGUGGUGGACAGACCCAAAAGACACAGCUCCUGCAGCUUCAGUCUUGAGCUGCCAGCCUGUGUUCCAAACAGUAUUUCCCUAACCUGGACUCUCACAUUUACCUGUGCACUGGAUUUAAUGAAAAAUGCCUAUGCAGGUGCAACUGUACUGAUUGGAUAACAACAUCCAUAAAGAAUCUUGGUUGGCAUGGGAGUGUAAAAAAUGUAAAUAGAAACUGCUGUGGGAAAGAUAGUAAUUGGCACAAAUCAUAAUUUUCCAUUGCAUGAUAUCAGCUCACUAUGCAUGUAUUGAGCUCUCUGUACCUACAUGAUGUAUGUCAUUAUGCAUGAAAUCAAUAUAAGAUGAGCCUUAUGUAGUGUUCAAAACACUAUAUACUCAUAGGUAACCAGAGCCAGUGCAGUCUGAGAACAAUUAUUAUGUACAAGAGCAGGAGUGCACUGGGCCCAAGUGGUGCUUGUAAACGUAAAAGUAAGGAGCCAAACAAUUAUAACAAGAGGGUCAAGAGUUGGAAGAUGACUCAAGUGUACAAAGAGAAAGAAUGAUCACCAAAAUGGCUGUGUGCAAUAUCACUUCACAGAUGUCUCAAAGAAGAGGUGAAUUCUAUUUGAAAUUGCUAUAAUCUCUGCAAAGAUGAGCUAAGCAUUAAUGAAUGAAAUUUACCUUUUGUUAAGACAGAACAAAGUAUCAAAUAACCACCUCCUCAAAUGGUAAAGUUUUAUCUGUGGCUGGUUUGUGGUUGCAGAGAUACAGCAAAUUCAAAUUGAGUCCAUCUUGUUGAAACAAACUACCAUCAUUAGGUUGGAUCUUUUAGUGCUUCCGUAUUCGUUGUCACUUUAUUUUCCAUUAUGCCUCACCUGACGAGGGUCUGCUCCUGUGGACGUGGUGGGGCCAGUGAGCAGAGCAGCCAAUAGGACAGAUAGGUUGUCGUGUCUUUAGUCAUCUCGGGAAAAUAGUGAAGACUGUAGGGAAGGAUGUGUAUGUAUUUCAUUAUUAUAUUGCUUUCCAUCACAUUCUCCACCCUUUAUGAGUUAGCAGAACGCUGGUGGAUGUCUACACAAUAUUGCCAUUUUUAUUAAUAAAUUGACUCAAAUUUA